Molecule: messenger RNA, 2120 nt
Organism: Sesamum indicum (sesame)
Lineage: Eukaryota; Viridiplantae; Streptophyta; Magnoliopsida; Lamiales; Pedaliaceae
Product: glutamyl-tRNA reductase 1, chloroplastic
Biological process (GO): tetrapyrrole biosynthetic process
Molecular function (GO): glutamyl-tRNA reductase (NADP+) activity; NADP binding
Source: RefSeq, a predicted model, not a curated record
GAACCCAAAGUCGUUGGACGGAGUCGUUGAACCGUAUUACCAAACCCACUUCAUCCACCGUCUCUCUCUUUCCUUCCGAACCUGCUCUGGUUUUCCACCAAUAAAACUCGGCCUCCAGGAGCCAUCUCGCCACCAAACCACCACCUAUUCUUUCACACUGAUGGCGGCGGCGAGUGGCUUCGCGACCUCUCUUUCAUCUACCAAUUGUAGUAUUCAUUCAGAGGCUAAAUUGAAGUACGAUUGUCGCAGCAAUUCCCUCCGUAUUUGCGGCUCAUCUAAUUGUUCCGUGGCUUGUUUUCCUCCGCAGACGAGAAUUUUUUGCAAUAAUUCGAGGUACAAGGCUGUGAUUCCGGUGACCAAGUCCUUCAGAUUAAACCCUAGAUGUGAAGUUGCUCCGAACGCGGAGAUCCCACCCAGGUCCUCGAAUCUCAUGGCUUUGGAGCUCCUGAAGACCUCCGCUGCUAAUCGUUAUACAAAGGAAAGUAGCAGUAUUGUGGUCGUCGGGCUUAACUACCGCACAGCACCCAUUGAGAUACGUGAGAAGCUUUCUAUUCCAGAAGCACAAUGGCCUCAAGCGAUUGGUGAACUAUGUGCUCUAAAUCAUAUAGAGGAAGCUGCUGUUCUUAGUACUUGCAACAGGUUGGAAAUAUAUGUUUUGGCUCUGUCUCAACAGCGUGGCAUUAAAGAAGUGACUGAAUGGAUGUCUAAGAUAAGUUCAGUUCCAGUUCCGGAGCUAUGUCAGCACAGAUUCUUGCUUUUUAAUAAAGAUGCUGCAGAACACCUCUUUGAAGUAUCUUCUGGGCUUGAUUCCCUUGUUUUAGGAGAGGGUCAAAUUCUUUCCCAGGUAAAACAAGUUGUUAAAACUGGUCAAGGAGUCCCUGGAUUUGACCGCAAAAUUAGUGGGCUGUUUAAGCAUGCAAUCAGAGUGGGAAAACGUGUUAGAACAGAGACCAGUAUCUCCACUGGGUCAGUAUCAGUUAGUUCAGCUGCUGUCGAGCUUGCUAUGAUGAAACUUCCAGAAUUUUCACAUGCUUCAGCGAGAAUGUUGGUUGUCGGAGCUGGCAAGAUGGGAAAGCUUGUGAUCAAACACUUGGCAGCAAAGGGAUGCAGAAGAAUGGUUGUUGUCAACAGAACAGAGGACAAAGUAGCUUCAAUUCGUCAGGAGCUCAAGGGUGUUGAGAUAGAAUAUAGGCCUCUGUCGGAUGUGUUAGCAUGUGCUGCAGAAGCGGAUGUUGUUUUCACGUGUACUGCUUCAGAAACUCUUUUAUUUUCAAAAGAUCAAGUUCAGACGCUCCCCCUUGUGGGCUCUCAUGUUGGAGGCCAGAGGCUAUUCAUUGACAUUUCUGUUCCUAGGAACGUCGGAGCAUGUGUAUCAGAUAUUGAGACCGUUCAAGUUUACAAUGUAGAUGAUUUGAAGGAAGUAGUGGCUACUAACAAGGAAGAUCGACUGCAGAAAGCAAUGGAAGCUCAGGCAAUCAUUAUAGAAGAAGUGAAACAAUUUGAGGCAUGGAAGGACUCCCUUGAGGCUGUUCCAACCAUCAAGAAGCUUAGGGCAUAUGCAGAAAGAAUCAGGGCUUCUGAGCUGGAAAAGUGUCUGUCAAAGAUGGGGGACGAUAUCCCAAAGAACCAAAAGAAAGCUAUCUAUGAUCUUAGCGUAGGAAUUGUGAACAAGCUCCUUCAUGGUCCAAUGCAGCACUUGCGCUGUGAUGGCAAUGAUACCCGGAGUCUCAAUGAAAUAUUGGAGAACAUGCAUGCACUUAACAGAAUAUUUAGUCUUGACACGGAGGUAGCUUUAUUGGAGCAGAAAGUACGGGCAAAGGUCGAACAAAAUAAAAAAGGAGUGUCUUGAGUGCACAUGCUUUCUCUCUGAUGCGAUGUUUUAUUAGUUUCUUUUUUUUUUCUGGAGGGAAACUCCCUCCAUAGGCACUUGAAUUCAUUUGAGAGUCAUCACAUUCUUUGGAGUCUUGUAUAACUUUGUAUAGGUGCGGCCGCCCAGUCCAAGGGAUGGCUUUAACGUCCCUUUUGUAUUGCGUAGACUACACUCACUAUAGGAGAGAAAGAAGUAACUCGAAAUGUAGUUUAGCGAGAUGAAAUAAAAGAAUCAUACAAGUUUGUAGGCA